Messenger RNA from Humulus lupulus (European hop), 564 nucleotides. RefSeq lists its product as uncharacterized. The transcript is spliced from 2 exons. The record is from RefSeq and is a predicted model, not a curated record. NCBI's taxonomy places the organism in Eukaryota, Viridiplantae, Streptophyta, Magnoliopsida, Rosales, Cannabaceae. The coding region runs from base 1 to 564 and encodes 187 amino acids.
AUGCAUGCAAAAUGUGGUUCGAUUCCAAAACCCACAAUAAUAAGCAGCUACACUACUGGUGAAGGUAAACAUGAAGAUGACGACGACGACUUCAUUCAAUUUUCACGCCAUCAACAUCCAAUGGCACUUGUAGUCGAGCUUGGAGAUGGUAGUGAUGAAAAUAUUAAUCUAGGACCAAUUGUGUCUAAAUAUGACGUGGAAGUAGAUCCAGCCAAGAUCAAAGCAGUGAAGGACUGGCCCAAACCUAUGAAUGCAACAGAGGUGAGAAGUUUUCUGGGAUUGGCAGGAUACUAUAGACGAUAUGCUGAAGGAUUCUCCAGAAUAACUACACCCUUAAAAAAUUUGACGAGGAAGCAACAGAAAUUCGAAUGGACGGAGAAAUGCGAAGAAAGCUUCAAGACAUUAAAGGAUAAGCUCAUAACAGCCCCAGUUCUGUGCGUUCCAAACGAUAAGGGCAAGUUUGUAGUGUAUUGUGAUGCGUCAGAGCAGGGACUUGGAUGCGUUUUGAUGCAAGACGAAAGAGUGGUCGCCUAUGCCUCAAGACAGCUUAAGGAGUAUGAAUAG